AUGGAAGAGGCCAACAAGAUCAUGCCGCCUUUCAACCGCGACAAGAUGCCUCAGUUCACUCGGAUGCCAAACCCGGCCUUCACCUGGGAGAAAGACGAGUGGACGGCCAUUGACUCCAAGAAGGAAGAUCCACAACGGAUGUACAAGAUCAUGAUUGGUGGUGUCUGCCCGAGGCCAAUCGCAUUCAUCUCCACGCGCGACGAGAAUGGGGUGGACAACAUCUCACCGUACAGCGGCUUCACCGUAAAUAUUGUCUCGGAGCCGUUCCUUGAGCAGGUGAACGCGAGCGCAGUCGAUGCUCCCUUUGGCUUCUCCGAGUGGGAGCUGUGCCGGCUCAUCAAAGCGCCAACGGUGUGGGCCGACGCACCACGUGUUAAGGAAAGCGCGUUCAGCAUGGAGUGCGAGCUCUAUAAAGAAAUCGAGAUCAUUCAUCCUACCACCAAGAAACAUACUGCAACGACGUAUAUGGCGCUCGUAAAGCACGUCCAUGUCCGGAACGACAUGUGGAACGAACGAGGCAACAUCGAGCUCACGCGCCUGAGGCCCGUCAGCCGCUCAGGUGACAUAUCCUUUACGCGCACCGGCGAUGGGCUGCGUGUUCUUCGGCCGCAGUCGGCCAAGGAGGAAGGUAACGUGCGAACGUUUAUGCAGAAGCUGAAGGAAGAGGGUGGCGUCGAUGUUAGCGAGCACGGCAGGACGGAGGUUCAUGGGACCGGCGGGCACAUGACGGGCUGGGAGCAUACAGAAGGCGGUCCAUGCGAGCAACGGCCGUGCUGAGAGCGAAUGGGAGUUAAGGAUUGGAUAGCAGGAGGAGGAUAACACCAAAUUACCUGUACAGUGAAUGUAGAGCCGUUAACCGUCUUCGCGAACGGAUCCUCGAUCAUACAUCAAACAAGAAACUUUUAUGUCUA
Molecule: messenger RNA, 911 nt
Organism: Coniophora puteana RWD-64-598 SS2
Lineage: Eukaryota; Fungi; Basidiomycota; Agaricomycetes; Boletales; Coniophoraceae
Exons: 5
Coding region: 1-777 (258 amino acids)
Source: RefSeq, a predicted model, not a curated record